Molecule: messenger RNA, 231 nt
Organism: Trematosphaeria pertusa
Lineage: Eukaryota; Fungi; Ascomycota; Dothideomycetes; Pleosporales; Trematosphaeriaceae
Exons: 2
Coding region: 1-231 (76 amino acids)
Source: RefSeq, a predicted model, not a curated record
AUGUCGAUUCCAUAUCUGCUUUACACUAAGGAGGAGCUCCAGCCCUAUCGACGAUUCCCGAAGAUCCUUAGGGAAAUGAAGUUCGCGAGCAAUUUCGUAAGGAACCAAGACGCGUUCCCAUUCAUAUCUCUUCCCGCGGAACUUCGGAUCAAGGUGUACCACUUCCACUUCGCCUUCUCGGAGCCGAUCGAGUUCUGCGCCGAGACGGACACCACGAACCAUGAUUACUAG